Molecule: messenger RNA, 568 nt
Organism: Orbicella faveolata
Lineage: Eukaryota; Metazoa; Cnidaria; Anthozoa; Scleractinia; Merulinidae
Product: U1 small nuclear ribonucleoprotein 70 kDa-like
Biological process (GO): mRNA splicing, via spliceosome
Cellular component (GO): precatalytic spliceosome; U2-type prespliceosome; U1 snRNP
Molecular function (GO): U1 snRNA binding; mRNA binding
Source: RefSeq, a predicted model, not a curated record
GCGUUCUUCACGGCGGUUCGUUGAAUUUCGGAACUGAAUUUCUACUCGUUUUUGAAUAGUAGUGGUUAUAAUUUACCGUGAGCACAUAGGAAAUUCGUUGGAAGGACAAUGACGGCCUUUUUGCCGCCGAAUUUGCUGGCAUUAUUCGCUCCGCGCGAUCCGAUUCCUUACCUAGCACCUUUGGAUAAACCAGCUUGGUUGAAACGACCAUGGCCUUACAGCGGCCUCGCAACGUAUGUCAGAGAAUUUGAGGAUCCUAACUUAACUCCCCCACCAACCCGAGGAGAAACAAGGGAUGAAAAAACUGAACGAAAGAGGAAGGAAAAAAUUGAGCGCACAACAAAGUUUCAAGAAGACCAGAUAGAACAAUGGGACCCUCAUAAUGAUGCUAAUGCAGUGGGAACUGAUGCAUUCAGGACACUUUUUGUGGGAAGAAUUAAUUAUGAUACCUCUGAAUCUAAACUCAGACGAGAGAUGGAGCUCUACGGGCCAAUCAAAAGAGUGAGUGAUAAUGUUCUACAUUUUACAUAAUUUGAAAGUAUUCUAUCAUAGUUUUGAUAGUGCUUAC